This is a messenger RNA of Cylas formicarius (sweet potato weevil), 843 nucleotides long. RefSeq names its product protein FAM136A-like. Gene Ontology annotation, cellular component: cytoplasm. The record is from RefSeq and is a predicted model, not a curated record. The transcript is spliced from 3 exons. NCBI's taxonomy places the organism in Eukaryota, Metazoa, Arthropoda, Insecta, Coleoptera, Brentidae. Bases 113 to 544 code for a protein of 143 amino acids.
AAUCCUGAGAGAAAAGAAGAGGAAAACCUCUAACGUUUAUAAUCCAACCACAUUUUUAACGUUACUAUAUUUUCAAUUAUUUUCUGUUUUUAACCAAAAUAACUUUAGAAAAAUGGUUGAACAACAACGACAACGUAUCGAACAAGAAAUGACCAAAAUGAUAAACGAACUGGAUUUGCAAUAUCUACGAAAAAUGCAGGCAGAUAUGCACCGAUGUGCAGCAAAAUGUUGUGAAGAUAACCAGGCUUCUUUGGAAAGAGUGCAGAAAUGUGUAGAGAAAUGUUCUGUGUCAUUAAAUUGGGCACAGUCUUAUGUACAAAAAGAGUUGGAGGGCCUUCAAAAUAAAUUACAAAGGUGUGUUAUGGAUUGCAAUGAUGAUGUUAGAGUGAAAAUGGGAGUAAAUCCCACAGACUCCGAGGUUGAAAAAUUCACCAAGAUAUUUGAAGACUGCGCUACAAAGUGUGUCGAUAAACAAAUAGAUUUCAUGCCAUCAUUAUUAAAAAGGAUGAAGACUGACCUUUCUAGGGGACAAAAUGGUAGUUAGCUAAACAUUUGUAAAAUUAAAUUAGAUGUAUCAGGAGUGAUAUGGGUCAUCAACCAUUUUAGGAACUGAGUCAAAUUUUAGUACUUACCUCUAAUACUAUAAAGCAAAUCAGGAUGCCCCAACUGGGUCUUUGAAAGAAAUUGUAAUUAUACUUCUGUGAAUAUAUUUAGGUCCUGCCUAGUCUUAGUAUUUGCUGCUAAAAUGGUAAAAACUUAAACUUAAUCACGAAAAGGCCUAAGUGAAAAUGCUAUGAAUAUUCUGAAUAAAUUAAGUGGAUAUGUGAGAAGCAAUUUUGUUUG